GCCUCCUGCUGCUGUUUCUCUUGGCCUCGUCCAUGUUGGUUCAGGUGUACAGCUGGCUGUGGUACCGCUACGAUGAUUUUAAGAUGAAGACAAAGAUUGAGAAGAAGCCGAGCCAGUGCCAGCUCAAGCUGCUGCAUGUUUUCCAGCUGGGGAUCUUCUUCAGGUAUGCAGGAGUCAUGGAGAAGUCUGUGCAAAGCUUAUACAGAAAGCGCGCUGACGCUGAGAGUGUGGCCAAGUUUCUGAGACAGGAUCUCCGCAUUUUGCGCUUCAUAGAGACGUUUUCAGAGAGCGCCCCGCAGCUUGCUCUCAUGCUCACCAUCAUUCUGGACAAAUGUCGGCUGGAUCCUGUUACAGUGUUGAAGGCCAUCGGCUCGACUUUGUCCAUCGCCUCCUUUUUGACCACCUACGAUCACUCAAUGCGCACCUUCCUGCCAGAGAAGGAAAAACACCACAUGAUCUCAUUAGUUUUCUACUUCAUCUGGAACCUGGUUCUCAUCUCUUCUCGAAUCGCUGCUAUCGCUCUUUUCGCCUCCGUGCUGCCCUGCUUCAUCUUCGCCCACUUCAUCUGCUCUUGGCUGGUUUUAUUCUUCUUCGCUUGGCGAUCCAAGACCAACUUCAUGGAGGACCCUCGUGGAGAAUGGCUUUACAGAACCACUGUUGGCCUCAUUUGGUAUUUUAACUGGUUUAGUGUGGCCAAGGGGAUGAGGAUCAGGUCCGUGCUCUAUCACGCGUAUAUCCUUAUUGAUAUUUGCAUCCUCUGUGGUUUGUGGUGCUGGAAGAUGAGCACAGAUCCUUCUGAUUUUGUGACACACCCUUUAACCACAGCUGCCUGUGUUGUUGCAGUUUACGUCCUUGGUCUGUUAUUUAAAGUUAUUUAUUAUACGUUCUUCCAUCCAAACCUUGAUAAAGAUAAGCUGAAAGGGGCCACCAUCACAGAGGAGCAACCUGAAGAUGAAGAGCGUCCCCUUAAGGCCACUGACAAUAAAAGAAUGAGGAAGCUGGCCGAGAACUUCUUCUGCUGACCUGCAUCAUUUGACAUCCACAAGACGUGGAGAUUAGAAAGAGACUGAGUCAUGUAGGUCACACGGCUGUGUGGGACUGAGGACUCUGACCUGCUGCUUGAUUAACCACAGAUACAAUAUCUUAUGAUGUCAUUCAGGUUUAUCUGGGGAUAAAUUUACAGAAACCACUUUUCUCUGUAUUAACUUGUGCUUUCCUCUAAUGAAGCAUUUAAAAUGCCUCACUUGUUACAUGCUUGUAUGAAAUAGUGAUGGGUUGACAAAGAGAUGAGUUUGCUAAUGCUAAUGAAUGGGUCUGCCUCCCUAAAAUAUAUGACAGUAUUAAACCAGUAUAAAAAUCAUGUUUACAAAAUU
Messenger RNA from Maylandia zebra (zebra mbuna), 1373 nucleotides. RefSeq names its product XK-related protein 8-like. Gene Ontology annotation, cellular component: plasma membrane. The record is from RefSeq and is a predicted model, not a curated record. Gene Ontology annotation, biological process: phosphatidylserine exposure on apoptotic cell surface; engulfment of apoptotic cell; apoptotic process involved in development. NCBI's taxonomy places the organism in Eukaryota, Metazoa, Chordata, Actinopteri, Cichliformes, Cichlidae.